This is a messenger RNA of Arachis duranensis, 1553 nucleotides long. RefSeq lists its product as uncharacterized. The record is from RefSeq and is a predicted model, not a curated record. NCBI's taxonomy places the organism in Eukaryota, Viridiplantae, Streptophyta, Magnoliopsida, Fabales, Fabaceae. The coding region runs from base 159 to 959 and encodes 266 amino acids. Gene Ontology annotation, molecular function: protein serine/threonine kinase activity. The transcript is spliced from 10 exons. Gene Ontology annotation, biological process: protein phosphorylation.
CUCUUAUCACCAAAGAUGCCGAGGCCCAGUCUUCUCUCCCAAUAGCAAACAAACGCAGCCCAAGAGGGGGAGAAAAGUGAACUGAAAUUUCAGCAUCAGUGUUUGAGUGGUGUCCCUCUGCGUCUCAUUAGGUAGUUGGAAUAAACGCGGCAGCAGUCAUGGAUGACCUUCCAGAAUCUUCCUCUAAAGGCACCAAACGCCGCCGCAUGGAUGAUUCCGCCGCCGACGCCGCAACCUCCUCGUCACUGCAGGACGAUCUCACAUUCAGCGAUACGCUCGUCGCGCUCCAAAUCAUGCGAGCUCAGUUCCCUGACAUUGAUAAGGUUUCGGUUCAGCCUUUUAUAUUAAAAUCCCAGUUGUAUAGCAGUGUAAAGGACAGAACGCAGGUGGACAGGGAAUUGGAGUCUCUAAGGAGGGACAAAGUUCUGCGUAUUUUCAAAUUAAAUACUGGACAAGAUGAUCAUGCUAUAAUGUUUUUGGAUGACUACAUAAAGCAGAUAGAUCAAGUUUUUAAAAGAAUGGAAGGAAAGAAAGAAAUGGAAGAUGAAGUUUUUGGGUGGUUCAAAAAUUAUGUUCUGGAUUUGAAGCUGGAAACUGGCAUUGAACAUCAGGAGCUUUGCUCACUCUUGUCACUUGGGGGGAAGGUGAAGGACAGCCACAUCACCCUUUUAAUUAAUGCCGGUGUCAUUAUUCGACAGCUUAUUGAUCCAAACAUGUAUUGGUUUGCAAUCCCAAAUGUUGGCACACUUCUUAAGGGUCUGGCUCAGGGUAGAAAUGAACUUAUUUCACUUCUCAGUCGUCGUAGAUAUAAGGAGAUGAUGUUAGCCACCUUGGAGAAGAAGCGUCUUCGAAUGUCUCCACUUGAUAUGAGAUUUCAUCUUCGUGACUUGAUUGGUUCCGGACAUCUCAGAACUGACCAUACACCAACUGGUUUAAUCAUUCGACUCUCAAAAGAUUGAGAUUCAGAGAGUCCUAGAUGUGCUUUGAUCCAUCAAAUGAAUUCAAGAAGAGGUUCAGUUAUCUAUGCUUUGGAUUUAGAUAUAAUUGGUACACCAACUUGGAUAAAAAUGAUAGCCAUCCUUGUUGAUCAAGAGACCAGACUCAAAAUGGACCACUUGAUUACCUGUGUUACCGGAAUCAAUUAUGAACUAUCUGACCAGGCUGUGUGCUUUUAGGGCUGCUACUUCGAUUCUUAUUGAUAGCAUUCGGAGGGAUUUGAUGAAGUUUCUGCAGAGAAGAAGAAGAAACCAAAGAGAUGACCAGCGAAGGCCGACGCGGACGCAUGGCUCACGCGACCGCGCAGAAUGGAGAAAUCGCAAUGACGCGAUCGCGUGCCUGACGCGAACACGUGGACUGGAAUCUGCAUAUAUGACGCGAGCGCGUGGACGACGCGGACGCGUCACAUGCGCAAUCUGCAAUAAUUCAGAAAACGCUGGUUACGAAUUUCUGGGCUAUUUUGACCCACUUUUCAGCCCAGAAAACACAGAUUAGAAACUAUAGAAUGGACAAAGCAAGUGGUCCCCAUCCAUCAACUGAAAAUCUGUUAAUUAAUU